UGUUUAAUUACCCCUAUUAAGCUUUAUAUAAACGUGUACUGCUUUUAUCCCCCUCUCUAUUUUUUUCUCUCUCCAACCCUGUCUUUUUCUCACUGUUGUCUGAAUGCCAGCAUAGCUGCUCAAGCUUUUUCUUCUCCCUAUUGUCUGGCCCUAUUGGCUUUCUCACUAAUUAGCGCUGCUGUUCUGAGGAUAACUAUUGCAAUAAAUUGUAUUAUUAACAAAGAAAGGUAAUACAAAACAGCAAACAUUCGUCAAAAGACAGGGCCAAAUGCACAAUCGUGGAGGCAGAAAUAGAUUUAUGAGCAUGUUGUGAAUGAGUGAGAGAGGAUGGGUGGGAUUAGUUUAGGAAAACUCAAAGCUAAAUCUGAGGCCUGUCAGAUUACAGAUAGGAACCCAUGAAGACAAGCACUACACUAAAACGAGUUGUUUGCAGGGAAACCAUCACACAUUUUUAAAACCACAGAGGAAUGCCUCUAGACGUGGAGAAGAUUAUUCAGUUUAUCAAACAAGGUGACCAGGACAAUGUUCAAAUCCAUCUGGAUGAUUACAACGCUCAGUACUCGCAAUGUUUCUUUUUUGAUGUGGAAGAAAGGGAGAGAAGAAAGCAAAGAGAGCUGGAUGAGUUCCGUAGGAAUAAAGUGAGAGAGUAUGUUCCAGACUCAGACUCCGAUUUUGACUUUGAUGAGAAUGAGGAUCCAGAUCUUGUUCUGCGGAGGAGGCUUGCUGCAGCUCUGAUCUUGUUUAUUCGCAUGCGGCUGCAGCCGGGCGUUUUGAGGGUGUGUUUGCGAACUCUGCGAAUCAUCUCACGGGACCGAAAGGCCUUGGCCCCCUUGAUCACAGACUAUGCCAUUCUAACUCUCGCUCGACUCGGGGGAAUCUCCACCCUGCCUACCUGGCCUGAAGAAGAGGCUGCCCAGUGGGGCUCCUCCCACAGUGACAUCACUCCUGAGAAUGAGACGGAGACACGCCCAGAAAAUAAUGACAGCAAUACCCAAAGCCCAACAUGUUUCAGUGAGACAGAUGAUUCAGUCUUUGCCUCCGCAGCCUGUGCUGAGUCUUCGGUCAGUGAAGGAUGUUUGCAAUUCAAUCCUGUGAAUUUAACAUCUAACUGUACUGGAGCACAAAACGACCACCAUGAAGAAAGCAUAAGGAAAGAUGGGGUCUGUGGGAUGUUGAUGAGAGGAAAGAGGGAUGCCAGAGGUGAAAAGGAUGAGGAGGGCCAUGAUGAUGGAGAGAUCUGGAGGAAAGAGGCAAUAAAGGCUCUGUGCAAUGUCAUCUACAACAGCACGAAAGCACAAGAGAGAGCCAGCACCCUGAAGUUGCUCCCUGGCCUGUCAGAGAGACUUAAGGAGGGGAUACAUUCCUCAUCACCUCCAAUUGGUCAAUUUUAUGAACUGCGGUUUCUGUUUCUCUUGACUGCUUUACGGCCUGAACUUAGGAUAGAGCUCCGCCAGGAGCGCGGUGUGUCCAUGCUGACUGCAGCUCUGGAACAGUGUUUAGAAGUGUGCUGGGGUGAAACGCAUGAGGUGCUGACUGACCUGACAGCACCCCCUGUGUGUAAGGAGGUUUCACAACGUGCCCUUGAGAUUCUGAAGAUCCUAUUCAACAUUACCUAUAAUGUGCACAGACAGGAAGUAGACGAGGAGGCUGCGGCUUUGUAUCGUCACCUAGCUGCAGUCCUGCGUCACUGUCUGCUCGUGAACUGUGAGGGAGAGGAAAGAAAAGAGGAGCUGCAAGGACACACAGUAAAUGUCCUCUCAGCGCUCCCUCUGCAAUGCCUGGAUGUUCUGCUAUCCGUUCGCCUAUCCGAAGGUUCAAAGGAGUCCAGCGGAGUCAACAUGGACUGUGUCCACACUUUGCUGCUCUUUAUGGAGAAGAGACUGGACAGAGGCCAUACGCCAAAGGAAAAGUUGACUCCAGUCUUAAACCUGUUGACGGAGAGCAGCAAAGCACACAGGGAAACUAGGCACUAUCUCAGACAGCAGAUCCUGCCUCCCCUGAGAGACGUUGAGCUGAGGCCUGAACAGGGGAACACACUGAGAAGCAGACUAGUGCGACUAAUGACCCAUGUCGACACUGAUAUCAAACAAUGUGCAGCUGAGCUUCUUUUUGUGCUCUGUAAAGAAAAUGUGAGCAGGUUUGUGAAGUACACUGGUUACGGUAAUGCAGCGGGGCUGCUGGCAGCGCGGGGUCUUUUGAAAGGCCAUGGCCCUUCUCCUCAACAGCAGUACUCCAGUGACUCUGACUCAGACACAGAGGAGUACAGACAGGCCAAGGACAGGAUUAACCCUGUGACGGGACGGUUGGAGGAGGAACAGCCUGAUCCAAUGGAAGGGAUGACUGAAGAAGAGAUAGAGGCAGAGGCGCUCAAUCUCAUAAAUAUAUUCAACAGGCUGUCACGGGACAGGAUCAUUCAGCCAGUGGGAGUGACCACGGACGGCAAACUGGCGCCGCUGUGUGGCCAGACGAGGCACUGCGCUGUGCAGGAGGAGGAAGAGGAGGAGGAAGAUGACAGUGAGACAGAACAAUAAUGGAGCUGAUGAUUAAUGAGAGACAGGUGCAAGAUAUUUUAUACUAAUGACUGAUAUAGGGAUAAAAUAAUGGUGCAACUAUAAAUUCAAUAACUAAGUUAUAAAUAAGUUAUUUGUUCAUUUAAUAUGUUGUUGUAAUCAAGGGACGUAAAAGCAAAUGAUUUUGAGAAAAAAAAAACUGUAUAAUGUGUAAAGAGAAGAAUAAGGGAGAGACAACAUUUUUUACAUUUUAAUGUGCACAAAAUAGCGGAGAAUAUCAUUUCUAUGUAAUAACUCUUGUGAGUCACGAUAUGCGCUAGAAAGAGUGAAAUAGGAAGCUAUUAGGCAAAGGAGAAAGAAAGAGACAGAGAGAGAGACAGGCAUCACACCAAAGACAGAUAAACGCUCCUGGAAAAUGCUGCUGGUGUUGCCAUGGUUAUGUUACCAUGGUAACAACAGGAAAUGCAGUUCCACAGAUUCUUUUUUUCUUGCGCUCGAGCAGGAGUAGAAUGUUUACCUUGA
Rhinichthys klamathensis goyatoka is the source of this 3032-nucleotide messenger RNA. Its product is annotated as synembryn-A. The record is from RefSeq and is a predicted model, not a curated record. The coding region runs from base 468 to 2531 and encodes 687 amino acids. Gene Ontology annotation, biological process: G protein-coupled receptor signaling pathway. The transcript is spliced from 14 exons. Gene Ontology annotation, cellular component: cytoplasm; plasma membrane. Lineage: Eukaryota; Metazoa; Chordata; Actinopteri; Cypriniformes; Leuciscidae. Gene Ontology annotation, molecular function: guanyl-nucleotide exchange factor activity; G-protein alpha-subunit binding.